AUGGCGUCCUUCGCGUUCCAUCUUUAUGUUCUGCUUACUUGCCUUGCCGCAACUGGCGCUUUCGCCCGUCUACGGACCUUCAAUUUCACUGUACACAGUGCUGUGCGUAGUCCAGACGGAUUUUCUCGUACGGUCUAUCUUAUCAACGGUCAACAGCCAGGCCCGAUAAUCGACGUUGAUGAGGGGGACGAUGUGGAAGUGUUCGUCAAGAAUGACUUGCCCGUUAACACUACGAUUCACUGGCAUGGGAUACUACAACGUGGAACACCGGACAUGGAUGGUGUCCCGGGGGUUACUCAGCAUCCGAUAUUGCCCGGAGGGAACUUCACGUACCGCUUUUCCGUGAAGAAUGAGUACGGAUUCUACUGGUAUCAUUCUCACUUUCGCGCGUACUACGACGAUGCCAUACGCGGACCUCUUUUGAUCCGGCCAGCACCGUCCCGCCGUCGACCUUUCGAGGAGCUUCCGGAUUAUAAAUCCGAUAGUGAUAAGAUGUUACAGGCUGAGAAGGACGCUGUGUCUUUACUCUUGAAUGACUGGACCCAUGAACUUUCGGAUACGAUAUUUGCGCGUUAUCUUCAAACAGGUGCCUUCCCUGGCUGUGUUGAUAGUAUCCUUGCGAAUGGACUUGGCCGGGUGGAAUGUCUGCCAAAGUACGUCCUCGACGCUGGCCCCGGGUUGGGAAUAAGUUCGGAAUCGGCUACUGCACAAGAGCCUUCUGCUACAACAACACCAACAACCACGUCUGCGGGGAUGGAAAUGUCUGGAAUGAUGAAACGGAUGGAUGGCAGCAUGAGCGGCGCUAGCGGUAGCCAGAUGGCAGUAUCUACGAUGAGACCAUCAUCAUCUAUGGCAGGCCAGACGGGCAUGGCCAGUUCAGGAAACAUGGGACUGAGUGCUCGGGGCUGCAUGCCGCCUAUGUUGUUUCGACAGGGGUACAAUAUCAGCUCACUGCCGCCAGACACCUGCGAGAAUACUACGUCACCCCAAUUACUUAUCUCAGCGAAUGCUUCGCAGGGAUGGCUUGCCCUCAAUCUGGUCAAUUCUGGAGGAGUGAGUGCUCUCAGGGUAUCCCUUGACCGUCAUUCGAUGCAUAUCUAUGCUGCUGAUGGCCUCUAUGUUAAACCACAGGAGGUGAAAGUUCUGGAAAUUGCCCUUGGUCAGCGAUACUCCGUAAUGAUUAAGCUCGACCAGCAACCUGGUAAUUACUACCUUAGGUUUGCAACUUAUCCCAAUGGUGAUAUGCAGCAGGUCCUGGAAGGCCAGGCCAUAGUUUCUUAUGCUGUAGAAGGAAUGGAGAUGUCUCCGUCAAACGUUUCAGUUGACCCAGAUUUCAUUUGGAUGCGGACAAAUGGCACAGCUAAAACCGGGGCCCGUGAACUAGAUGAGACGCAGCUAUCGCCUUUUGAAGGUAAUAGGCCGCCGUCCUCUAAAGCUGCGGACCUCACGCGACAAUUUACAAUCAAUCAGACGGGCAUUGUGACUUGGGUUGUGAACAAGGACCCAUAUGCUGAGGCGGAGAUUCCACUUAUAUAUGGAAAUGCUUCGAAUCUCUGGGACGCAAGCACUACUCUACAUAUGCCAUCGAACGCGUCUAUUGAUAUUGUAAUGAAUAUCGCGAACGACUCAAUGGAUACUAUGGGCCAUCCAAUGCACCUUCACGGUCACAAGUUCUGGGUACUGGGUUCUGGCAGUGGCUCGUUUCCUUAUCAGUCCAUGGCGGAAGCGCCAUCGUCCAUUAUCAACCUUGACGAUCCACCAUAUAGGGACACAGCGAAUUUGCCACCAUCAGGAUGGCUCGCAAUUCGCUACGUGACCGAUAAUCCUGGGGCAUGGAUACUUCACUGCCAUAUCCAGUGGCAUAUUGUGAGUGGGAUGGCGCUGGUUUUAGUUGAGGGCGAAGACCGGCUCCAGACAUUGGUUGGUUCAUACAAUGACUCAACGAUGACCCCGUCGACCACAUCUGGCGGCAGUUUACCCAUUGGCCUUGGCAAGGUCGUCCCAUUGAUCAGCACAGUCAUCUCGUUUAUUGUUUCGUUCGUCGUGUAA
Molecule: messenger RNA, 2049 nt
Organism: Penicillium brevicompactum
Lineage: Eukaryota; Fungi; Ascomycota; Eurotiomycetes; Eurotiales; Aspergillaceae
Exons: 9
Coding region: 1-2049 (682 amino acids)
Molecular function (GO): oxidoreductase activity; copper ion binding
Source: RefSeq, a predicted model, not a curated record